Molecule: messenger RNA, 3456 nt
Organism: Gavia stellata (red-throated loon)
Lineage: Eukaryota; Metazoa; Chordata; Aves; Gaviiformes; Gaviidae
Gene: PLCL2
Product: phospholipase C like 2
Exons: 6
Coding region: 134-3139 (1001 amino acids)
Biological process (GO): lipid metabolic process; regulation of synaptic transmission, GABAergic; intracellular signal transduction
Molecular function (GO): inositol 1,4,5 trisphosphate binding; phosphatidylinositol-4,5-bisphosphate phospholipase C activity; GABA receptor binding
Source: RefSeq, a predicted model, not a curated record
CAGCAACAGAGAGAAAGGAUUUUCCAGCAGCCAACAACGAGAAGGCAAGACCGGCAUCCCCCGGAGGAGCAGCAUAAUUAAGGAUGGUACGAAACAAAAGCGAGAACGGAAAAAGACUGUGUCAUUUAGCAGUAUGCCAACUGAGAAAAAGAUCAGCAGUGCAAGUGACUGUAUAAAUGCGAUGGUUGAAGGCUCUGAGCUCAAAAAGAUUCGAUCCAACUCUAGGGUGUAUCACCGAUAUUUUCUUUUAGAUGCAGAUAUGCAGUCUCUACGCUGGGAACCUUCAAAAAAGGAUUCUGAAAAAGCAAAGAUUGAUAUUAAAUCAAUCAAAGAAGUAAGAACAGGAAAAAAUACAGAUAUUUUUCGCAGCAAUGGAAUAUAUGACCAGAUAUCAGAAGACUCUGCAUUUUCAAUUAUAUAUGGAGAAAACUAUGAGUCACUAGAUCUUGUUGCUAACUCAGCAGACAUUGCAAAUAUUUGGGUUACUGGCUUAAGAUACCUGAUUUCUUACGGAAAACAUACUCUAGAUAUGAUAGAAAGUACUCAAGAUAAUAUGCGGACUUCAUGGCUUUCACAAAUGUUCAGUGAAUCAGAUGUAGAUAAUUUGGGACAUAUACCCCUGUGUAAUGCUGUACAGUUUAUAAAAGACUUAAAUCCUGGUUUAAAAACUAAUAAAAUUGAACUAAAAUUCAAGGAGUUACAUAGAUCCAAGGAAAAAACUGGUACUGAAGUAACAAAAGAAGAGUUUAUUGAAGUUUUUCAUGAGCUAUGUACCAGACCUGAAAUCUAUUUCCUGUUGGUUCAGUUUUCAAGCAAUAAAGAAUUCCUAGAUACCAAGGACCUCAUGAUGUUUUUAGAAGCAGAACAAGGUAUGGCACACGUCACAGAAGAAAUAAGCCUUGAAAUUAUUCAGAAAUAUGAGCCAGCCAAAGAGGGCCAGGAAAAGGGUUGUCUUUCUAUAGAUGGGUUUACAAAUUACCUUACUUCACCAGACUGCCACAUAUUUGAUCCAGAACAUAAAAAAGUUUGUCAAGAUAUGAAACAACCUUUGUCUCAUUACUUUAUAAAUUCAUCUCAUAAUACAUACUUGAUAGAGGAUCAGUUUCGAGGGCCUUCUGACAUCACGGGUUACAUUCGCGCUCUUAAAAUGGGUUGUCGAAGUGUUGAAUUGGAUGUAUGGGACGGUCCGGAUAAUGAGCCUGUGAUUUACACAGGGCAUACAAUGACAUCGCAGAUUGUCUUCCGUAGUGUGAUUGACAUUAUUAACAAGUAUGCAUUUUUUGCUUCAGAAUACCCUCUUAUUUUGUGUUUAGAAAAUCAUUGUUCUAUUAAGCAGCAGAAAGUUAUGGUACAACACAUGAAGAAAAUUUUGGGGGACAAACUACAUACACAGUCUCCAAACAUUGAAGAGUCUUAUCUUCCAUCACCAGAAUCACUUAAAGGGAAAAUACUAAUUAAAGCAAAGAAGCUUUCCUCUAAUUGUUCUGGACUAGAGGGAGAUGUUACAGAUGAAGAUGAAGGAGCAGAAAUGUCACAGAGAGUGGGGAAAGAGGGGGCAGAACAGCAAAACUCGAUGACGGGGAAGCGAUUUCAGCUCUGCAAAGAACUCUCAGAGUUGGUAAGCAUAUGUAAAUCAGUUCAGUUCAAAGAGUUUCAAGUUUCAUUUCAGCUCCAGAAGUACUGGGAAGUGUGCUCGUUUAAUGAAGUGCUUGCUAGCAAAUAUGCCAAUGAAAACCCAGGAGACUUUGUAAACUAUAACAAACGUUUUCUUGCCAGAGUUUUCCCCAGUCCUAUGAGGAUUGACUCUAGUAAUAUGAAUCCCCAGGACUUUUGGAAAUGUGGUUGUCAGAUAGUAGCAAUGAACUUUCAAACACCUGGCUUAAUGAUGGAUCUUAACAUUGGUUGGUUUCGACAAAAUGGAAACUGUGGCUAUGUCCUUCGUCCUGCUAUCAUGAGAGAAGAAGUAUCCUUCUUUAGCGCAAAUACGAAAGACACCGUGCCUGGAGUUUCACCUCAGCUGCUUCAUAUUAAAAUCAUUAGUGGGCAAAACUUUCCUAAACCCAAAGGAUCAGGUGCCAAAGGUGAUGUUGUGGAUCCUUACGUCUAUGUUGAAAUACAUGGAAUCCCUGCCGACUGUGCAGAGCAAAGGACGAAAACUAUGCAUCAGAAUGGGGAUAAUCCAAUUUUUGAUGAAAGCUUUGAAUUUCAAAUAAAUUUACCAGAACUAGCGAUGGUGCGUUUUGUAGUACUGGAUGAUGAUUACAUUGGGGAUGAGUUUAUCGGGCAAUACACUAUUCCCUUUGAGUGUCUACAGACUGGUUAUCGGCACGUUCCUCUGCAGUCUUUAACUGGUGAAAUUUUAGCACAUGCUUCCUUGUUUGUGCAUGUGGCCAUUACUAAUCGAAGGGGCGGUGGGAAACCUCAUAAGCGGGGCCUCUCUGUGAGGAAGGGCAAGAAAUCAAGGGAAUAUGCUUCUAUGAGAACGUUAUGGAUUAAAACAAUAGAUGAAGUCUUCAAGAAUGCUCUCCAACCUAUUCGGGAUGCCACGGAUUUGAGAGAAAAUAUGCAGAAUGCAGUAGUUUCAUUCAAAGAAUUAUGUGGCCUCUCUCCUGUAGCAAAUCUUAUGCAGUGCAUUUUGGCAGUGUCUACGCGCUUGGUUGGGCCUGAUAAUACACCCUUGGUAGUACUGAAUCUCAAUGAUCAGUAUCCGACGAUGGAGCUCCAAGGGAUUGUUCCAGAGGUCUUGAAAAAGAUUGUGACAGCAUAUGACAUGAUGAUUCAGACCAUCAGGACUCUAGUUGAAAAUACAGAUAGCUUAUAUGAGAAGAUAGUACAGUGUCAGAAAGCAGCAAUGGAGUUUCAUGAAAACCUGCACAAUAUAGGAGCAAGAGAAGGCUUAAAAGAAAGAAAACUGCAAAAAUCAGUAGAAAGUUUUACGUGGAACAUUACAAUUUUAAAGGGACAAGCUGAUCUUCUCAAAUAUGCUAAAAAUGAAGCACUGGAGAAUCUGAAACAAAUCCAUUAUGCAACCCUUUCAUGUGGACUCAAUAAGCCAGGAACUGAAAAUGCAGAAAUCUCAAAGCCCCGGCGAAGUCUGGAGGUCAUACCUGAAAAAGCAGGUGAUGAAAACGGAGAAUGAGAGGAUGCUCUUCUCGUAAUUAUGGAGUUUAUAACUCUGUGACCAAUUGUAGCUGCAUAGGACAUUUGCUUUGCACUUACUGUUGGAAAAUAUUUGGAAUUUUUAAAGCACAACUGGAGAAGCUAAUUACAACCUAUUGAAACUGUGAAUGUAUGUAGCAACUCUGCUUGUGAAGGCAAUGAUAUUAUGUAACGUGGAAAUUACAUUAUUGGCCAAAAUACAGUGUAUAUGUAAAAGAUACUGUAAUUCAGUAAUAGCGUGCUGAAAAGUUCAUUAUAGUGCCAUAGGGAAAUGAACAUUUUUUAAAUAAGCUGUAA